AUGGCGGACAACAGCGGCUUCAACACGAAACGGUCCAGCGGCGACGGGGACGACGGCGCGGCGGCCUGCAAAGACUGGAAGAGGUGGGCCACGGCGGCGAUAGUGGUGCAAAAGGCAAGGAACACGCCUGUCGAGGCGCUGGGCCCGUGGUUGUACACGUUCCUCGACGGCCAGGCGGCGUUGGCGGUGGAGAACGUGGACCUGUCGGAAAUCAACGUCGAGUCGGGCGAGGAGGUGGUGUUCGUUCGCCUCGACGAGCGGUUCCCCGACAAGGUUGCGGCGGAUCGCCUGGGUGAGGCCAUGGAGGACGACUUCAGCUUGCGGAUCCAGAAGCAGGAUACCACGGAGGCUUACACCGGGCGUGCGCAGCUGGUGUUCGCGCGGUUGGCCAAGGAGGGCGUGGACCUUCCGUUGGGCAACUUCGGCCGGGCGACGGUGAUGUCGGCGACCCACCGGAGCUGGAACGUGGACGAAGUGUGCGCGGCGAUCAGGACGGCCUUCCCGGGGAUCCCCCCGGAGAGGCUCACGCAGGCGGCGUACGCGGUGGAGGAGGAGCCCGUGGACAACGAGGUUCCCCCGCCGCCCGAGCCCUACCAGGAGGAGGGCGCCGAGGGCGAUGUCACCCAGGAGGUCGACGCGAUCGCCCAGGCUGCGGAGCCCAUCGAGGAGUCGGAUGCGGUAGAGAUCCUGGCGAUUUGGAAGCAGACGCGAGUGGCCAUGAACAAGGAAAGGUUGGAUCGCGGGCUGAGGCCCGGAUGGGUGGCACGGCGCCCAGGCCCCAGCGGGCCUACGCGGCAGGACCUCGACAAGCUCGGCCGGCGGGCGAAGUGUUUUAGGUGCAAUAAGAUCGGCCACUUCAGCCGGGACUGUAUGGAGGCUCUUCGCGCUCACGGCGCCGGCACGGUGAUCGCGGAACCGAUGGAGCCAGAGGCUGUUGGCGAAGUGCGAGUCGAGAUGGUGCAGCCCUGUCUCGAGGACGACCUGGACGACGAGAUCAACAGCACCCUGAAGGUCCACGAGGACAACGUGCUGGCGAAGCUCAUCCAGGAAGAGCGGUGGAAGAGGCUGGAGCAUGAGAUGAAGGAUAAGCAGGAGGACGACGACGCGACGCCCGAGGUAAAGGCCACCGAGGAGGGCACGGUCCUGGGGGUGACGCAUUCUGAUGGGCGCUCGGCCCCAGACACCGGGCGUUGCAAGACCCUGAUCGGUGAAGAUACGCUGACGAAGCACGAGGAGGCAACCGGCAAGAAGGCCAAGUGGUUCAAGGACGUCAAGCCGAUGCGGUUCCGAGGGUUCGACAACAGCGUGCAAGAGUCCAUAGGUGCGGUGGAGCUAGACUGGGUGAUCAAGAACCACAUCGGGACGUUCCUAGUGUACGUGGUGCCAGGUUCGGCGGGCUUCCUGAUGAGCAAGCCAGACCUGAAAGCCCUGGGAGCGGCCAUCGACCUCGAGACGGAUUCGAUGCACCUGAAGCGGCUGGACAUCACAAUCUUUCUGAACGAGACGGUGGCAGGUCACUGCGAGAUCGACUUCCUGAAUCGGGAGAAGAGGGCCCGGAGGCAGAUGCACGAGUCGGCGGUGCGCGUGCAGAGCGUGGCCGGGAGGAUGGUGACCGAGCUGUUCUCCCCGCCGCGGAUCGUGCCGGUCGCGGCGCGGUCGGGGUUCCUGGAGGGUCAGAGCCUCGACAAGGCGCACGGCUGGGACGUGGACAAGGACGACGACUACGAGGCCAUGUGGCGGCGCAUCAUCGAGGACGAGCCGCACUUCGUGCACAUGUGCUCUCCGUGCUGGAAGCUGUCGAUCACGCAGCAGCGUGUGCCUUUGGAGCGCCGGAGAGACCCGGCACAGCACGUCGCGGACGUGAAGUGGUCGGUGGACUUGGUGCACGUGGUCGUGGAGGUGGCGAUCUACCAGAUGGAGCGGGGCAUGCACUUCGUGUACGAGACUACCCCGAGGUGCGCUAGCCUCCAGGUGCCGGUGAUGAGGCAGCUGCUGCAGACGAAGGGCGUAUACGUGGGCGUUGCGAGCGGAUGUGAGUUCGGUCUGAGGUGCCCGGACACCCUCAAGUUGAUGCCCAAGAGCUGGGAGUUUGUUACGUCGGCAUCGGAGGUGGCGAGGGCAGCCCAUCGAAGGUGCGGAGGGGGACACGGGCAUCAGCACACGGAGGGCAUGCUGAAGUGCGGUGUCAAGCGCACGGUGUUCGGGCAAAGGUAUCCCCGGAGGCUGGUGGAGGCCGUCGUGCGGGGCAUGCGGCGGCAGUGCCAGGUGGAGGCGUCCAACCCAGAGGCUGGGCGCGGAGCAGUGCAGGAGGAAGGAGAGCCCGAGGUGAUUGAGGAGGACGCGGACGAGACGCGGGAUGUCUUACGUCGGCCUCGCAGUUCAAUCGAGAACAGACUCCGGAAGCUGCGCGUCCAACUCGGACACUGCAAAAACAACGUGCUGGCGCGACACCUACGACGCGCGCAUGCCACGGAGCAGGCGAUCAAGGCGGCCCAGGAGUUUUACUGCCCGGAGUGCGAGGGCAUGAAGUGCCCGAAGGUCGCCCAACACAGCGCGCCGGCAGAGGCCCAUCUGCCCCUGAAGUACGUGAGCAUGGAUUGCAAGGACCUGCCGAGCUGGAUCCCCGGCGAGCGGAUCACGCGCCUGGGCAUCAUAGACGAGACAAGCUCGCUGCGUCAGGUGGAGGGGCCGGCGAUUGGCCAGUCGAAGACGUCAAAGAACCUCGUGGACGCGUUCGAGCGAGCGUGGGUCCGUCCAUGCAUCCGUCCGAAGUGGUUGAAGGUGGGCCCCCCACGGGGCCCAGAUCAGCGACGAGUUCACCAACUGGUGCGUCAGGAGAUCGAGGUGGUCGACGCUGCGGGAGGUGCGAAGGGGCCGGCCGGCAAGACCGAGCAUCACAACCAGCUGUUCGAGAUCAUGCUCGAGGGCGUCAUCGGGGAGGCGCAGCCCCAGACGGAGACGGAGUGGCGCGAGUGUGCGAUGGAGCUGGCGCUGGCUAAGAACAGCCUCCUGUCGGUGACCGGGGUGUCACCGAUGCAGGUGGUCUUCGGUCGCAACCCGGAGGUGCCGGGCGACCUGCUGAAGGGCAGCCCCGACCUGAUCACCAACGGCGCGAUCGUGAAUGACCCGGUCGCGGCGCAGCAGGCGCGGAUCAGGGCGAUCGCCCGCGUGAAGGUGCUCAUGCAGCGGGACAAGCUGGCGGCCUGGCGGGCCCUGGACUCUCGAACCUGCAUGGGCGAGGUGCGCGGCAACUACUGGGUGGCGCUGCCAGGCGCGGCGGUGAAGGCAGCGCCGGAGCAGAUGAGACCUGCGGCGCGCGAGGAGCGACACGCGUGGCGCAUGGUGGAAGCGGAGCUGAGGACCAAGAUGGUGGGCUUGGAGCACAGCGGCCAGAGAUUCGAGGACAUCACCGGCGGCGAGCGGCCCCCGGAGGAGGUUGAUGAAGAUGCACCCCCGUGUCCAGAAGAUCAGGCACCACCAGCGGAGGCGCCGGAAGCGGGAGACCAGGCAGAUGAUGACCAAGACGCUGAGGCAGAAGAUGAUCAGGCGGAGCAUCCCACAGGACGGAGGCGCACGCGCGGCAAGCAGGCGGUGGACAAGCGGACCCUGGGCGAGGCGCGCCAGCCAGCUGAGGGCCAGAUGGAGGAGGGUCUCGAGGAGCCAGACGAGACCAAGCGCCCGAGGUUGGAGGAGCAGGCGACUGCCGGGGCAUCAGCCGGCGGCUCGAGCUCGGCCAGCGGUCAGCAGCAGUUCGGAGGAGCGGUGCAUCCGCCGAGCCUGCCGAGUCCACCGCUCCAGGACUUCGCGGACGCUCACCUGGCGGAGGACGUGGGCGCGGACACCGUCGCGGGCAUGGUGGAUGUCCUGCUCGCGCAGGGCGGCAAGGAGAUCAACGUCAAGGAGGAAAUGUGGAAGUCGCCCUUGGGUCGCGCGAUGAUCGAGAGGGCGUGCGGGAAGGAGAUGACGAGCCUGGUGCAUGAGAUCCAGGCGUGGAAGCCGGUGGAUCUGGAGACGUCGCGGCUGCUGAAGACGCAGGUGCCAGAGCGGAUCCUGCGCCCGAGGCCGGCGCUGACGUUGCGAUCUGGCGACGACGGCAAGGGCGAGGUCAAGUGCCAGUGCGCGCUGCAGGGCUGCAAGGACCCCGACAUCCUGGACCUGGUGCGCGAGGGCCGGACGGCAAGCCCCACCAUGUCAACCAACGGGCGCGCGAUGCUCCUGCAGACGCUGGCGUCGUGCAAGUUCGAGAUGACGAUCGGCGAUGCGAAGUCGGCGUUCCUGGUGGCCGAGCCGGAGGCGAGGCCAAACGGCCCGAUCUACGUGGCGAUGCCGAAGGACUACGCGCUGAAGGAUCACCACCCAGAGCAGCUCUUCGAGGUGAUCAACGGGUGCGGACUUGGAGACCAGCCACAGCAGUGGUGGCGCACGCUCGAGCGGUUCAUGGUGGAGGAGCUGGAGUUUGACCAGCACCCGAUGGACCCGUGCGUGUUUUUGCUGAGGGGGCCGGUGACGCAGGAGAACGCCCACCUCGUGGCCAGGGACCGGGUGUCCGUGAUCCCGUAUGCCACGGGCUCUGAGCGUGCACAGCUUCGCGGCGAGCCGGGUACGCUGUGCGGCAUCCUCGGAGUGCACGUUGACGAUCAGGUCAACGGUGGUUGUGGGCAGUUGUGGGAGAGUGCUAUGAAAAAGCUGAGAGCGAGAUUCCCCUUCCGGAAAUGGGCGACGGGCAGCGGGAAGUUUACGGGAUCGGUCCUCACCCAGCGGGCCGACUACUCGAUCGUCCAAUCGCAGUCGGAGUGCACGAAAAG
This is a messenger RNA of Prorocentrum cordatum, 4805 nucleotides long. NCBI's taxonomy places the organism in Eukaryota, Dinophyceae, Prorocentrales, Prorocentraceae. The record is from the annotation of a GenBank genome assembly.